AUGUCCGACAAGCUCACCCGUGUUGCCAUCAUCUCUGACGACAAGUGCAAACCCAAGCGAUGCCGUCAAGAAUGCAGGAGAUCAUGUCCCGUGGUCAAGAUGGGCAAGCUUUGUAUUGAAGUCAACCCCACCGACAAAAAGGCGUUCAUCUCUGAAGAGCUCUGUAUUGGUUGUGGUAUCUGCGUCAAGAAGUGCCCCUUCGAAGCCAUCCAAAUUCUCAACCUUCCCACCAACCUCGAAUCCCAUGUCACCCACCGUUACGCCGCCAACGCCUUCAAACUUCAUCGUCUCCCCACCCCCCGUCCCGGCCAGGUUCUCGGUCUCGUCGGUACCAACGGUAUCGGUAAAUCCACCGCCCUCAAAAUCCUGUCUGGCAAGCUCAAGCCCAACCUCGGUCGCUACGACGACCCACCAGAGUGGCAGGAGAUUUUGAAGCACUUCCGAGGAAGUGAAUUGCAAAACUUUUUCACCAAAGUGUUGGAAGACGACAUUAAGGCUGUCACCAAGCCUCAGUAUGUGGAUCAGAUCCCGAGGAGUAUUAAGAUCCCCAACAUGACCGUUGGCAAGAUGUUUGACAGGCAGUCGGAGACGGGCCAGCGGGAGCAACUCGAGACGGAUCUCGAGCUCACGCACCUGAAAGACCGAGAGGUCUCUCAGUUGUCUGGAGGAGAGCUCCAGAGGUUUGCCAUCGGUAUCGCCGCCUGCAGAACCGCCGACGUCUACAUGUUUGACGAGCCUUCAUCGUAUCUCGAUAUCCGUCAGCGUCUUGCUGCCGCUUUGGUCAUCCGUGGCUUGGUAACCGCCACCAACUAUGUCAUCGUUGUCGAGCACGAUCUUGCUACCCUUGAUUACCUCUCUGACUUCGUCUGUGUCCUCUACGGUGUUCCCGGUACCUAUGGUGUUGUUACCAUGCCUUACUCUGUCCGAGAAGGUAUCAACAUCUUCCUCGACGGUAUGAUCCCCACCGAAAACCUCCGUUUCCGAGACGAAUCUCUCACGUUCAAGAUUGCCGAGACUGCCGACGAGCUCCAAGCGCCCAAGACCCGACGAUACAAGUACCCCGACAUGGUCAAGACGCUCGGCGACUUCAAGCUGCACGUCACUGCGGGCGAGUUUGCCGAUUCCGAGAUUUUGGUCUUGUUGGGAGAGAAUGGUAUGGGCAAGACGACGCUGGUGCAGCUGCUAGGCGGAAAGAUGUUGGCGGAUGGUGUGACGGACAAGAUUGAGAUGCGGGUUUCUAUGAAGCCUCAGACGAUUUCGCCCAAGUUCCCGGGUACCGUUAGGCAGUUGUUGUUGAAGAGGAUCAAGGGAGCUUUCAUGCACCCUCAAUACAACUCUGAUGUCCUCAAGCCUAUGAAUUUGGAGCCCAUCAUGGACCAGGAAGUCCAGACAUUGUCUGGUGGUGAGCUGCAACGAGUCGCCAUUUGUCUCGUGCUCGGUGUCCCCGCCGACGUCCUCCUUAUCGACGAACCCUCCGCGUACCUCGACUCCGAACAACGUAUCCACGCCUCCAAGGUCAUCAAGAAGUUUGUCAUGUCUUCCAAGCGUACCGCGUUCAUCGUCGAGCACGAUUUCAUCAUGGCCACCUACCUUGCCGACCGAGUUAUUCUCUUUGAAGGUCAGCCUGGUAAGGAGUCUUAUGCGAGGAAGCCGGAGGGUCUGUUGUCGGGUAUGAACAAGUUCUUGAAGAGCUUGGACAUUACUUUCCGAAGAGAUCCUACCAACUUCCGACCUCGUAUCAACAAGAUGGACUCUUUGAAGGACAAGGAGCAGAAGUCUUCUGGUGCCUACUUCUUCGUUGACUCUGACUAG
Molecule: messenger RNA, 1812 nt
Organism: Cryptococcus wingfieldii CBS 7118
Lineage: Eukaryota; Fungi; Basidiomycota; Tremellomycetes; Tremellales; Cryptococcaceae
Product: ATP-binding cassette, sub-family E, member 1
Exons: 6
Coding region: 1-1812 (603 amino acids)
Biological process (GO): translational initiation; translational termination; ribosomal subunit export from nucleus
Molecular function (GO): iron ion binding; ATP binding; ribosomal small subunit binding
Source: RefSeq, a predicted model, not a curated record